CUUUCUGUUAUUGUUGUUUUGUAAUCGAAAAACAAAUGUAUGGGUUUGUGUAUGAUCUUUUGUAUGUUACUAUGAUUCUGUUCUUGGCAAUAAAAAAAUGCACCCAAAAUCUUGGCCAGGACGUGUCCGGGAAAAAUGUCACAUAUGGUCAAUGAGUCUUGAUAGUCAUAAACUUAAAGUGAAGUUAUUUGCAUUUAAUAAGCAAAUCUUGCUAUAUCGGAAACAAGCAAACACUCAUAACUUCACACCGCAUAAUAAAUAUGUCUCCACAAAAACAAAUCACUUUUUCGUGAGGACAGGUUUUGUAGAAAUAUUUGGUCUAAAUGAUCUUUUCGAUGAUGUUUGCGCAUAGAACGCUAAACCAACGGCAGGAGGUGAAGCCACCGGAAGUGUUCGAGCUGCCAUCUUGGUAUGCCCAACUGACAUAGGGCGUCAUUGACUUACAGUCAAAAUAACCAUCUAAAAUAACCCGUUUUGCAGCAUACCAUGCGCAUGAUUCGGUUUUAAUUUACACGUAUGUUUUAAUGAAUUGUUACUUGUGAUGUUUUCCAAUGUUAAUGUUUAUUUUGGGCAGAAUAGCGAUGUAUAGAAAUCGUUAAGGUGAGAGUGUAUUGCAUUCAGUUCUGUUGUAAUGGCAGGUAUAAGUUUAAUGUUUAGAAAUAAAACUUCAUGACUUUAAGUAUAAUAAUAGUUAAGAUACACAUACACAGUCUAUAUUAUAUCUGUAUUUAGAAUGGUAAGGGUUAGGGUCUCGUCCAUCUGCUGAUCUGUUAUGUACGCUACUGUAAUGAAGAUUACACUCUGAGAUGGGAAAAUUCCUGAAUUUUGAACAAACUUAUCUACCUGACUUAUCUACUCCUAGUAACUCAAAACAAUAAACAUAACAUUUUGUAUUGUGGAUGUGGACAUUUUUCCUGUUUGUAAACAAGUCAAACUCAUGAAUAGAGUAAGUAAGAAAAUGCAUGUGCAUGCACACAAAAAUACACAUGCACUUUUUACAGAUAUCUUCUAGAUGUCUAUAUGAGGUCACAGCAGACAUCUCCGAGACGUAUUGCAGAUGAGCAAACGGUGUAUUGUAGAUGUCUUGCAGAUGUAAAUGCAGACGUCAAAUAGACGUAAGCCAGAUGAAUGUGUGCUAUCAGGGAUCACUAGUUAUUGUUAUUAAAGUAUCUUUGUAUGUAAUCUCUGCGUCUUUGGUCCGUGGCAGCCCGUGACAAUAAUAAACUUCUUGAAUAAAUGUCUCAGUUUAAGUAGUAAACAACUGUAAAGUAUACUUGAUUUUUGUUACUUUAUUUCCGUGAACAUAUAGGUAGCUGCCAUUGUUGUGCAACAUUCAAAACAAACGCACAAAAGAACUAACAAUGAACACCUUUUUUAUUAUUACUGGCAUUAAUAAAAGAAACAUGUUCUAAAGAAAUUAUAGACCAAAACACGGGGAAAUGCGGUCUUAAAACAAACGUCAAACCUCAAUCGUUACAGCAUUUUAGAAUUUACUUUUAGAAACUUAAACUUGGACAAAGUAGCUGCGUCUAAAUCAUCCUCUGGAGAUUACAUUUGUUGGCCGCAUAUGACAUUGAGGUUUAUUCAGGUUUUAUUUCAGAAAAGCUACUGUUAGCCUACAUUGGGCAAGUGACACUACAAUGAUUAUGUACAGUCAUUUUAUAAUGUUUUUUUCACUGAAAUGAGCCCGUAUCCAGCCUCUGGUUGCACGCGCACCUCCGCAAACGGACGUUGUGCUGUUAGGGACUUUAAGCAACAGCUGCGGAUGGAAGGGCUACGGCGACUGGAAGUAGGUGGUUAAACCGCCAUAGCCACGAACGCGCAAAUCACUAAGCAAAUCGAAUGUCUAGGACUGCGUCCACUAUGACGUAUUUCCUGUUUUUGGCCCAAGUGUAGUGGGUGUGAAGAUCCCAAGUGAGCAUGUAGUAUUUCUAACCCGAUGGGACACACUUAGCAAGUGCAAGCAUAUAACGUUAAUAAAUGUGGUGUUUCUAAUUAUGUGAUAAAAGAAGUUUUACAAAAUACAUAAUUCUGGAGUUUUCACCAAUAACAUGUGUAACACUACGUUUUACUACGAAAUUAUAUGUAAUAUCUGAAAGUGACCUAUUAGUCAGAUAUGGUGACCCAUACCCGAAAUGUGACCUCUGCAUUUAACCCAUCCAGAGAGUAGUGAACACACGCACAGCAAGUGGUGAACACACAUACACCCGGAGCAGUGGGCAGCUAUCACUGCAGCGCUCGGGGAGCGAGGGGGGGUAAGGUGCCUUUGCUCAAGGGCUCCUCAGUCGUUACCCGCCAGCCCUGAGAAUCCAACCGGCAAUAUAUUUGUAUUGUAUCAAAGCAGCUAUAGGACUUUUACUUAGACUACAUAUCAACAUAGCCAUUAGGCAACAUAGCUGUCCAAUAAAUGUUAAACAGAAAAAUGGUUACAUCAUGUUUACUAGGUCUAUCUUAUUAUAUAGGCUAAUCUUAAAAUAUUUAAUAUAUUUGAGUGGUUAUUAUAUAUUAAAUGAAAUGUUAACUAUAUCUCCUUACAUAAAAAACAGCAGUGAUUGAUCUGGUUUUAAUGAUAUUAUUAAAGCUGUGUGCACGGUACUCAUUAAAAAAAUCAACUACUAAGCGUUAUGCUGAUGUGUAAUUGUUAUUAUUCUUAAGCGUUUCUUUUAAAUCGAUUAAAUGCAUUCAUUUAAAACAUAAAUAACACUUCUUAAACUUUGAAAUUUAGCCUGAUUAUAUUUUGGUACUAUCACAACUACUUUUAUGAACGUCUUAUUGCAAUGUGGAGAUUACGUUAUUUUAACACCUAAAUAAAACGUGUCACAAAAGUUACUGUUUGGUCUGGUUUUGUUUUCGUUGUAAACACAAGUGAUUUACGUUUUUAAUUAAACUACUUUAAGAAAACAUAGCAUUUUGGUAUUUUUUUACAAUUUAAAACGUUUUAUUUUGAUUGCAUAUUUUUUUAAUAUAGGUUUUAAAACGUUGUACUGCAACAUUAUCUAAUUGUAACCAAAAUGCAACGUUGUUAAAAGUUAUAAAAACGUUUUGUUUGCUGGGGACCCACAUCUCAUUGGUCAGUAAUACGUGAGUUCCUGAAUCUGAUUGGUUCAUGUCACAGUGUUGCCGGAAGUAGCGUUUAGUUAUAUGGAGUGAGGUCAUGAGCUACGUUAGAAGUAAAGUCUCCGCCUUGAGGUCAUGAGCUAUGUAAGAAGCGAAGUCUCCGCCUUUAAAACACUGCGCACGGGCGCGUGUUCUCCAGGAAUAUUGUUCUGCGAUCAGUGCGUCAGGAGGAAUACAGACAUGCGCCUUCACCUCAGAAGUUACUGCGUGUAUCUGACAGGAACGCGCGCUUACAGUCGCGGGAGAGACACCACAGCUUCACCUCACAGUAGCCGAACCGCGUAUUACGACAUCCUGAACAUUUCCCCGAACGCGACGCAGGCGCAGAUCAAGGCAGCCUAUUAUAAACAAUCCUUCAUCUAUCAUCCAGACCGGAACCGCGGCGACGAUGCGGCGCGACGCUUCGCUCUCAUCGCGGAAGCGUACAGCGUGCUCGGUAGCGUCGCCCUCAGGAGGAGAUACGACCGCGGCGUGAUGACGCACACUGACGCGCAGGCCGCCGGGCGACCAUCGUCAUCACCCCGGCACCAGGGGUCUCGACGCGAGUCGGAAGCUUUCGUGAACGCUUCCUUCGACUUCGACGCGUUCUACCAAGCUCACUAUGGCGAGCAGCUGAAGAGAGAGAAACAGAUGAGACUCAAACGAGAAGAAUUUCAGCGUCAGCAGCGGGAAGAUUUCACGAGAUGGAAAGUGAGAAAACUGACUGAGAUGACAGUGGGAUUUCUGCUGCUGUCCGGAGGAGUUCUCCUCAUCAACUUAAGAUCAACUUAAAUCCUCAUCAUUAUCAAAUCUCCUGGAACGAGUUGUUUUCUUCUGUAAUAUUCGAGUCUUUAUAAUCCUAGAUCAUGUGUUGUCAUUUUUUGACAAGCCUCCUUCAAUUCUUCAGUUAUAGUUCAAGCACAGCAAUGCAACAUGCCUACAACAGUUUAAUGCAUCUUUAAUAAAACAUUUGAAUCAAGUCAAAGACAUCACUUUUGGCCAGUCAAUUACACACAUGUACGCUGUACGAUGUCACCCGUGCAGCUGUUUGUGUGUGUGUCAUUUUGAAAUGUACACAUGAUGAUAGUAGAUAGCGUGUCAUGAUUUCAUGCAACAUGCAGCCACCUCACGUGAUCUCAUGAGCUGCCGGCGGCCCCUUUGACAUCUGAUGUGUAGGCAUGUUUGCUCUUAUUAUCAAUAGUUCUCACUGGUGAUUUCAGUUUUACUUUCAUCAGUCCACAGACUGUUAUGUAGGGCUGUAGUCAAGUCCACCAUUGUCGAGUCCAAGACCAGGAGUAGUCGAGACCGAGUCAAGUCCGAGUCCAAGGUUCGAGUCCAAUUGAGACAGUCAAGACAGAGACAGGAAAAAAUCAUGACUACAAGACCACAUGCUUAACUAUUGAUAAUUUAUGUGAUGCAAGAGACAGCAUAUCUUCUAUUCUAAGAUAAUCAUUUUCAUUAUUGUUUGUAAUGAUCGAAAAGCAGAUAAAAUAAGGUCAUUUUAUUUUUACUAUAUAGGUAUAGCACUAAAGUCACAGAGCCGAAGUGUAACUGUUUAUUACUUUUUUAAGGAACUUUUUUAUCAGCCCUCCUAACAGCAAGGUUGUGCAGCAAUGAACAGUUUUGUGCGUGCGUGUGCGCGCCUCGAUAGAGGAGCCGCUAGAAAGAGCAGAGGCUCCACGUCUCGUUUAUAAGCACGUCGGUGCCCGUCCUUAAAUAACAUGUUCAUCACAAUGACAAUAAAAACACGAUCAAUCUUAUCUCUAAGCCCUACUUUCCAAACUGUCUAAAAUACUCAAAUGCACCCGCGCCGCGGACGACGAAUCGUUCAUUCGAACCGGUUCUUUCUUUUUAGUGAACCGGUCGAACCAGUUCAGCUGAAUCGUUCCCGUUUAGCGUCUCCCGUAAACACUUAAUAUUAUCCACAAAUUAAUUCAGUUCUUCACUUUCUGGCGUGCAUGACAGUCCCGCGGACUUGAACCAAUAUACCAGAGUUAUUUAAUUACAACAACAGCACACACUGAACUGAACUGCUGUGUGGAGAGAGAACUUAUGAGCACGCGCUGCUCUCGUUCUAGAGUCGAGAGUCGGCAACAGUUUUCGGAUCAUUAGUUUUCGGAUCACAAGAGUAUUGCUCUAUCAAUGUUUUGUUUUGAAGGAGAAAAUAAAACAUAUAUCGCUGGACUCGGACGAGACCGACUAGAACAUUUGCGAGACCAAUGACCAAGUCCGAGUUCAAAUAUCAACGAGUCCAAGACAAGUCCGAGACCAUAAAAAAACGUCUCGAGACCGGACUCGAGUACUACAGCACUACUGUUAUGACGCACGCACGCACGCACGCGCACACACACACACACACACACACACACACACACACACACACACACACCUCUGAGCCGUCUCUCAUCAUUGACAACAGAAGAACA
Molecule: messenger RNA, 5522 nt
Organism: Triplophysa rosa
Lineage: Eukaryota; Metazoa; Chordata; Actinopteri; Cypriniformes; Nemacheilidae
Gene: dnajc30b
Product: DnaJ (Hsp40) homolog, subfamily C, member 30b
Exons: 1
Coding region: 3193-3888 (231 amino acids)
Source: RefSeq, a predicted model, not a curated record